AUGAAAAUAGUCAAAACUAUAGGAGAUAAAAAGAAUAAUAUUAGAAAUUUGAUCAAUUUUAUAUGGGAAGCUAUUGAUGGAGCAAUUAAGGAAAUUGUUUUUAAUACCCAAUCAUGUUCAGCAGCAAUUUAUUUAAGUGACAGCACUAAGAAUACUGAAAACUUGAAUGCACCUAGGGCAAAUCUAGAUAGUGACAGAUUAUCACAAGUUAAUGAACUCAUGUCUGAUGCCCAUGCAAGUGAAAAUGAUAUAUUAAAUUUGGAAGAGAAGAAAGGUUAA
This is a messenger RNA of Cetraspora pellucida, 279 nucleotides long. Lineage: Eukaryota; Fungi; Glomeromycota; Glomeromycetes; Diversisporales; Gigasporaceae. The record is from the annotation of a GenBank genome assembly.